This is a messenger RNA of Coccidioides posadasii C735 delta SOWgp, 1359 nucleotides long. RefSeq names its product ATP phosphoribosyltransferase (ATP-PRTase) (ATP-PRT) (gene HIS1). Gene Ontology annotation, molecular function: magnesium ion binding; ATP phosphoribosyltransferase activity. The record is from RefSeq and is a predicted model, not a curated record. Gene Ontology annotation, cellular component: cytoplasm. NCBI's taxonomy places the organism in Eukaryota, Fungi, Ascomycota, Eurotiomycetes, Onygenales, Onygenaceae. Gene Ontology annotation, biological process: L-histidine biosynthetic process.
AUCCUGGGCAGCUAUCUGGAUUAUUAAAUCAGGGGAUACUCUGGAGUUCAGACUUGUUCUUGACAUUCUUUUUCAGCGAAAGCUCUCUGUACUGACACGGAGCUUAGACUUUUUGCAAUUGCUGUCCCAGAUCAAUCGAACAUAAAGCUUUCGAGUUGUAUACCUCUCCCAGAAGGUCCAAUUUGAGCAUGGAUUUAGUUAAUCAUCUCGAAGGGCGCUUACUAUUCGCAAUCCCUAAAAAGGGACGUCUCCAACAAGCCGCCCUGGACCUCCUAGCGGGCUGUGACAUCCAAUUCCGUCGCGAAUCCCGCCUUGACAUUGCUCUGGUUAAAAAUCUUGACAUCGCUCUGAUUUUCCUUCCUGCGGCUGACAUUCCAACCUUUGUUGGAGAUGGAUGCGUCGACCUAGGUAUCACCGGUCGGGAUCAGGUGGGGGAACAUGACGCCCGCCUCCAACCAAGCGAACAAUCCGGCGUCAGAGAGAUUCUCGACCUUGGUUUUGGUGGCUGCAAGCUUCAGGUCCAGGUCCCAGCGAAAGGAGAGAUAAAGGCGGCUAGUGAGCUAGUAGGAAAGAAUGUGGUUACGAGCUUUACCGGCUUGACUGAAGACUAUUUCGCACGGUUGGAAGGUGCGCAAAGGAAACAAAACGGUCGAUGGGAUUUAAAGACGAAGAUUAAGUACGUCGGAGGUAGUGUGGAAGCUGCAUGCGCUCUAGGUGUGGCCGACGGAAUUGUCGAUUUAGUCGAGUCUGGUGAAACCAUGAAGGCGGCUGGCCUUCAAGCCAUCGACACAGUUGUUAACAGCACCGCCGUUCUCGUAAAAUCCCGCAAGACUUCCAAUCCUCUGGUUGAACUCAUCACCUCCAGGAUCCAGGGCGUAAUCACGGCCAAAAAGUACGUCCUAUGCCACUACAAUAUUCCCCGCAACCUUUUGUCCCAAGCAGCCAAGAUCACCCCAGGAAAGCGUGCUCCAACUGUAACAACUUUGGAAGAAGAGGGUUGGGUUGCCGUCAAUUCUAUGGUGGAGAAGAAGCUGGUGGCUACCGUGAUGGACGAAUUGACCAAAGUGGGUGCAACGGACAUAUUGGUGUUGGAUAUUGCGAACUCUCGGACCAUAUGAAUGACGCAGCGAGUCAAAUUCUUACCCUUUUCUUUCCCUCCCCCCCCCCCCGGCCCCGCCGAAUCGAAGGGAGUUUUGGUCUGCGAGAUUGGAAGUGAAGCUCCAAGUACGUUAUCGUGCAUGGAGGACAUGUCCCUUUGGAUCCGCGGAUAAAAUUUCAUAGAUACGGGGCCAAAAGAUGUUUUGACUAAGACAAGGGCCGCCUUUUUUUCCAUCUAAAUAAAUAAUUUAGGGUUAAAUA